AAAUGGUGUAUGGCACUUACUGGUCCUAAAAAUGGUUAUUUUAGAACAAUAAUCAGUUCAUAUCCAUGGCUGCCAUUUUUACUAACAAGACCCUGAUUGUAAAUAACAAGGACAAAGAUAAGUUGGAGCUGGAACGUGAGCUCAUCCGAGCAUUGGAGAAUAAGGUGAUGCUCCUAAUUCUUGGCUCUAGUGAAUGUCCUCGAUGCCAGGAGUUUGCACCCAUUCUGAAAGAAUUUUUUGUGAGACUCACAGAUGAAUUUUAUGUGGAGAGAGCAUCUCAACUGGUCCUGGUCUUUGUCUCACUUGAUGAGAGUGAGGAGAAGCAAGAUAAGUUUCUGAAUACCAUGCCCAAGAGAUGGUUGUUUUUACCCUUCCAGGAUGAGUUCAGGAGGGAACUGGAAUUGAGAUUUUCUGUGAAGAACCCCCCAGUGGUGGUGGUGUUGAAGCCAAACGGAGAAGUCAUCGCUGCAAAUGCAGUGGAGGAGAUUAAGCAGGUGGGUACUGCUUGCUUCAAGAACUGGCAGGAGGCAGCUGACCUGGUAGAGAGGAACUUCCUCCUAGCACAGGACUUUGACAACGUGGCUUUGAGGAGCAUCACUGAUCCCAUCCACCAGUUCAAAUACAAACUUGCCAAGGAGAAAAGGAGAAAAAGAACCAAAGAAGAUGAUGAUGAUGAUGAUGAUUUUUACUCACAGUUCUGUUUCCACAUUAAUUUGCAAUUUUUGUUUUAAAACAUUUCUCUCAACAUGCAUUUUUAAAAUUUUGUUAUGUAUAAGAAUUAGUUGCCUAUUAACCUAGUCCUCUAGGUCAGUGUUUCCCAACCUGUCAGUCACAACCCUCAAGUGGGUUCCUAAGCCUGUGCAAGUGUUCACAGACUUUAUAAGUAAACCCAAAAUAAUUAUUGCUUGUAAUCCUUAAUAUGAUGAAUACGUCUUGCCACCUUUGUUUUGUUGCCGCC
Molecule: messenger RNA, 958 nt
Organism: Rhineura floridana
Lineage: Eukaryota; Metazoa; Chordata; Lepidosauria; Squamata; Rhineuridae
Gene: NXNL1
Product: nucleoredoxin like 1
Exons: 3
Coding region: 66-731 (221 amino acids)
Biological process (GO): photoreceptor cell maintenance
Cellular component (GO): mitochondrion
Source: RefSeq, a predicted model, not a curated record